UGCUGUUGGUGCAUGUGUGGCUUUGGCUCAAGACUACACAGUCUUUACAAUACUGAGAUUCAUUGUCGGAUUUUUCAAUAUGGUAAAAAUAUUUUGUAUUUAUAUAAAAUACGUAAUUCAUCUGAGAUGAUUUUUAAAAAAAAGUUUUAAUUAAAAAAUAAAAACUGGCAUCUCAGUAAUAUUUUCAUAUUUUGGUGCUGGUAUUCUUUAUUUAUCUCUGGCCAAGAUCAAUAUAAGUUGAUUUGAUUUCUUUUUUAAUUUGUUUAAUCAGCAGGGUCUUUUUAAGUUUAACUAUUUUUGUGCCCAAGUGUGAACAUACAUGUCCUUUUUCAAGUUUGAUAAAUCAGAAUUUUAUUACUGUUUGAAAAUAGCUUUGUUACAAGUAUCAGAUAAAAGUGCAUAACAUAUGAUGACAAUGUUUUAUUUACAGGGUAUUGCCCUGAGUACCUAUGUGAUGAUGACAGAAUUGUUCCCAUCUCAACAAAGAUCCAUUCCUUGCUGUGGCUUGCAGAUAUUCUGGGCCAUAGGCAUUAUGCUUACUGCACUCUUUGGGUAUAUGGUUAGGGACUGGCGACACCUGCAGCUUGUAUUUUCAUUGCCAAAUCUGCCCUGUGCAAUUUUUGUAUGGUAAGUUUAAAUAUAACAUACAAAAUGGAGCAUACAGGGGUUUUAUAUUUCAUUUUAAAAACUUUCUUGAAUAAUUGUUAAAAUAUUUUGUACUCUUAAAAUAAAAUUUAAUGACUGGCUUGAUUGUAUUGUAUCAAAUAUAUAGUACCGGUACCUUAUGCCAGCAUGACAAAAAGAUUUUGUUGGAUCUGGCUUGCAGGAUAGGCAAAGCAUGUGCCUUGUUUUCUAUAAUUUUAUUAUAUUAAUUACAAACUUUUUGAACUUGCACUCUCUAUUUUUUUGGUGCUAAUAUAACAAAGAUACAGAAGUGGUAAAAACAAAAUUAAUACUAUGCAUACAAGAUUAGAGGAGCCUCCAUUGCUCCUUGUUUUUUUCUUGAUUUACAACUUGAUGACCAAAAUGCAGAGAAAAGUCUAUGAAUGAAUAAUUGGAGCAUUUUAAAUUUUAAUUUUUUCAGGUUUUUACCAGAAUCUUUACCAUGGUUGAUAUCUCAGCAUAAAUACAACAAGGC
Lymnaea stagnalis (great pond snail) is the source of this 1138-nucleotide messenger RNA. The record is from the annotation of a GenBank genome assembly. NCBI's taxonomy places the organism in Eukaryota, Metazoa, Mollusca, Gastropoda, Lymnaeidae.